Messenger RNA from Triticum dicoccoides, 3462 nucleotides. RefSeq lists its product as uncharacterized. Gene Ontology annotation, molecular function: NAD+ poly-ADP-ribosyltransferase activity. The transcript has 8 exons. The record is from RefSeq and is a predicted model, not a curated record. The coding region runs from base 252 to 3119 and encodes 955 amino acids. Lineage: Eukaryota; Viridiplantae; Streptophyta; Magnoliopsida; Poales; Poaceae.
UGCCACCUCCAGCCCACGUGUCCCGUCUCCUCCAUUUCUCUCCUCCGACUCCGAGCUCUCCAGCCUCGCCGCGAGAAACCCCGUCCCGGAUGUCGGAGGCCGUGGAAGCACCGGAGGCGCGGGAGAGGGUGCCGUCGUCGCGGCCCUACUGACCGCACCCGCCACUUCCACUGCCGCGCGCCCGCGUCCCCUCGGGCGACGGGUCCGGUCCUCAGUUAGGCCCUCCCUCCUCUGUUUGAAGUAAAGCACCCAUGGAUCCACUGGAAAAGUCUAAGGCUUUGUGCCUGAAGCGCAAGCCCGAUGAUGAUUGCUUGGCAAAAAACAGCAAGUCCCAUCGUACUGAAAUUGAUAAUGUAUCUUCUAAGGUGCACAGCGGAUCCUCAUCGGAUUUACCUAUACGCAGUUGUCACAGCCAACCUAAUCUUGCUAAUGAUUGUGUUAAUUACCUGAAAAGUGGGGCGCCAAGUCGUGUUGUGUUUUACAAACAAGGUUCAUGGUGUGACUUUCCUGACAAAAUAGUCACAUCCAUUGUUGAUGCAUUCGGAGGUGAUAAAUCUAGUAUCGUUGUUGUGAUGGAUGACCAGCCUCUCCUUAUUGAUUUCUUAUCAAUGACCUUGGUGAACCUAAAAACGAGGAAACAGCGAUCUGUUGCAUGGCUUGAUGGGACUAACAACUGGUCUUUUCCGUCUUCAUUCUUUGAUGAGGAAGUUGAAGAAUCCGCAAAGUUGAGCAGAAAUGUUGUUGAAGGUGCUGCACUAGGUUCCGUUAGGGGUAAUGUUAUGAAGUCUCCAUCUGAUGUGGCGAAACAAGCUAUGCUUGAAGCCAGCCCUCCAGUUAUACAGAGUUCUUGUGCUUUAGAUAUAUUGCGUAAGAAGAUUGUACAUGUUGAAAGAGGUAGCGAAAGCUUUCUGUUUGUUCAGAACCUUUUCCUCUCUGGUAUGGGUUCAUUUGCAGUGCCUAACAACAUUCUUCAUAUUCAUCGGUACUCUCCAAAGGAUAUCCCUGCACAGCGUAGACUUGAAGCUUUUGAGAAACAGUUGAGGUUGACAGGACAGAAGUCUGGCAAUGCAAAUGCAAAAUAUGGAUGGCUUGGAUCCAGAAAGCAAGACAUUGUCAGUGUUAUAGUUAAUGGUUUUGUUAGCACUGGAAAAAACACUCAUGAUACGGCAAUGGCCGAUGGCAUUUAUCUGUCACCUGAAAACCGCGCCUUUACAAGUGUUGGUCUUUGUGAUGUUGACGAAAAAGGGGUACAGUAUAUGUUGUUGUGCCGAGCCAUAUUGGGCAAAACAGGAGUUAUCAAAUCAGGUUCACAGGAGGAGUUUCUAGGCAUUUAUGAUUCUGGCGUUGAUGAUUGCUCAAACCCAAACUAUUAUGUGAUCUGGCCAUCACACCGAAGCACUAAUAUUUCUCUGGAAUACCUUAUAAGUUUCAGGCUUGCUCCAAAAGUUCAAGAGUAUUUUCGUAGCUUGAAGGGUUUAUGGUUGCGCCCACCUCCAGGUGAAGUGAAAGUGGAUCCUUCUAUUCUUCAACCAGUACUCUGUCAAACUGAUGAAGGGCCAACGUCUCCAUGGAUUUCAUUCAGAUUGCUCUUUGAGACAAUACAAGACAAUAUAUCGGCUUUAGCGAGAGAAUUGCUCUAUCGCCACUAUGAAGAGUUGAAGGAAAAUAAGAUUACUCGUGAUGAAAUGGUCAAGAAAAUGAUGGUAAUAGUUGGAGAGAAAUUACUUCUGGAUUCCUUGACAAAACUUAAAUACAGUCCAUCAUUAUGGUACAACUCUCCUGCAAAAAAUACCAGUUAUUCUGCAGCACUGGGAUCUGGCUGCAUUGGGACAAGUACAGAUGUUGUUGUAUCUGCAACUCCUAGUCAUGAUGGUCCAUCAUCAAGUGUGCUUCGUGAGAAUUGUGAACCUGUGAAUCCCACACGUGGUGGUUCUCCUGCGAAUGCGGUCCGAGGACAGCAUUCGCCCACCCCAAGUAUGUGUUCGGACAGCUCUUCAUCCCGCUGUACUAACAGCCAGUAUCCUUUUGAACCGAUGGUGGCACCUCUAGGUCAUGAUGCCCUUGUGAGGAGUGCUUUGCUCAGUGUUAAUGGCUUGGAUUCUGCUGGACCAAGCAUGGAGUAUAAUGGUCAUGAUACCCUCGCACGAAGCUGUUCUGAAGGCCAUGAUUCUCAUGUAUCAAGACCAACACUUGGAAACUCUGCAUCUGUCAGUAUGGAAGGCCUGCAUUCUGCUGCACCAGGUACGACGCCUGCAGCCCAUGACGCUCUUGCAUCCAAUAGGGCAAAUGAAAGUGUUGCUGCAACUCCAGGCGUAUCAUGUCAAGCCUAUACUCCAAGUAGGGUUCCUCAGUUCUCCGCAGCGACAAGUAUGGCGCCUGAGCUCUGUGCACCAAGAAGUAUGGCACCACAUCUCCGUGCGCCAAGAAGUAUGGCGCCUGAGCUCUGUGCACCAAGAAGUAUGGCACCGCAUCUCCGUGCGCCAAGAAGUAUGGCGCCUGAGCUCUGUGCACCAAGAAGUAAUGCACCACAUCUCCGUGCGCCAAGAAGUAUGGCGCCUGAGCUCUGUGCACCAAGAAGUAAUUCACCGCAUCUCCGUGCGCCAAGAAGUAUGGCACCUGAGCUCUGCGCACCAAGAAGUAAUGCACCACAUCUCCGUGCGCCAAGAAGUAUGGUGCCUGAGCUCUGUGCACCAAGAAGUAUGGCACCGCAUCUCUGUGCGCCAAGUAUGGCGCCUCACCUCCGUGUGCGAAGCAAGGUGCCUAAAGUCCCUGCAAAAAAGACCAUGCCUGAAGCCAACUAUUCCAGUACAGCAACUGUGGUUCCUGUGAUCUGUAAACCUCCAUCAUCGGGUGUUUUACCAAAAGAUAACGGUCUUCCUAAAUCAAGCAAGGAGUGCAUGGCAUCAAGUUUAGUUCUGCAAGGCCCUGAUUGUCCUGCAAAUCGGGCAACGGAACUGCAAAACACUCCCAACCUGAAAAAUGUGGCUCCAAAGAAUCCCACAGCAGAGUGUGGAUCAAACAAGAACCUCCCCCGGAUAGGCGUUGACGAAAGCAGCACCCCCGCAUAUGCAGCAGGUAGACUCAUUGCCCUUUCAGCGGACGGCGAGAAAGGCCCGUAGAAGAACAACAUUACGUCGUGUCGGUGAUCGUGUUCCCGCUGAAUCCCCGUAUGUUGUGGCGUGAUACAGCCCGUUCUCCUGUGGAAGCACAUGAACAAUCGGUGAUAGCCUGUUACUCUGGCAGGUCUCAGCUCACUCUUGUACAAAAAGCAGUAACUCACACUUCCCCUCACGCGACGCAAAUUUUGCCUUGUCGACUCGGAUGGUUGAUCUGUGGUGGUCAGUUAGUGUUUCUCACAUGUCUUCCUACCUGGCUUAGGCAGUGACUAACUGACUAUGGGCCACUUGUUUUGAGCUUCUGCGGCGGAUUCAGAAUCUGAAAAGAAGUGUGUUUUGCCCCUCA